Molecule: messenger RNA, 675 nt
Organism: Knipowitschia caucasica
Lineage: Eukaryota; Metazoa; Chordata; Actinopteri; Gobiiformes; Gobiidae
Source: the annotation of a GenBank genome assembly
AUGGCUCCAAAGCGUAAGCCUCAAGUGAGUAGCCUUGCAGAUGGAGAGGAAAAUGGAUAUGGAGGAGCGGAGGCCCUCUGUGAUGAUCCACAAACUCCAAGUAUGGCGGACAUAGCAAACCUGCUCCAGGGCUUGGUGAGGAGGCAAACUGAGCAUGAUUCAAGAUGGGAGCAGGAAAAGCUACAGCAGGAGAACCGGUGGCAGUCCAUGGAGCGCCGGGUGGACCAGCUUCAGCAGGAGGUUAAAGCUGAGCGUCCAGAUACUCCUCCAGUGGUGGUCGGUGCAGCACCUGCAGCUCAAGCAGAAAGCCCCAAUGUUCCAGCUAUGAAUGUUGAUUCCUGUGAUGCCCAGGAGCAGAGGUCAAAGACUGUGAUUGGCAUUUAUGCGAACUUGUCCAAUGACGACACUCCAGAGGAUGUGGGAGUCAUCAUUGAGGGAGUGACCGUGCUGCAGGAACUUGCUGUAUUGGGCCUCGCCGCACUGGGCCUCGCUCGCACUGGGCCUCAACCGUACUGGGCCUCGUGGCACUGGGCCUCGCUGGUACUGGGCCCCGCCGUACUGGGCCUCGUCGUACUGUGCCUUGCCACACUGGGCCUCGGAUGGGAGGUCCGAGUGCACUUGGAAGUGUGCACAAUCAGAAUCACUCUAUACUUUAGUGUGUGCACUAAAGUGUAG